Phytophthora sojae is the source of this 1386-nucleotide messenger RNA. RefSeq lists its product as hypothetical. NCBI's taxonomy places the organism in Eukaryota, Oomycota, Peronosporomycetes, Peronosporales, Peronosporaceae. Bases 1 to 1386 code for a protein of 461 amino acids. The transcript is spliced from 3 exons. The record is from RefSeq and is a predicted model, not a curated record.
AUGCUGCUGCUGCUGCAGCAGGCCAAGAUCAAGGGCGAGCGGCCGGCGGACGCGUCGUUCCUGCCGCUGUCGCUGGCCAUGGCCUGCCUGCUGCGCCAGCUGCCCGCGGGCCUGGCGCCCCCCGCCGGUGGCCUGUCGUUCCACCAGCUGGACCGCCUGCCGCAGGAGGCGCUGGAGCGGAAGCUGGCCGCCAUGUUGCUGGACGAGCCGCUGCGCGCCUUCACCUUCGUGUGCGCGCUGGUGCGGUACGCCAAGCUCGCGCGCCGGCUGCUGGGCGUCUGCCACGAGCACAUGAGCAACCGCCGCACGACGGUGCAGGCCACGCAGGCCGUGGUGCAGGCCGUCGUGGAGGCGCUGCCUGUGGAGACUGAAGAAGAAGCAGAGGAAGUGAAGGAGAAGAAAGUGGACGAGAAGCAAGAGACAAAGCCAGCUGCUGCUGAUGAAAGACCAGCCCUUAAAAAGGAACGUAGUGCUGUUAAAGUUAGUGAGAACAGACCCGAAAGCAGAAGCGUUGCUGCCGCUGCUUCUGCGGCGGCUGUGGCUGCGGACCCGGCGGCCAUCAUGCGUCGAGCUGUGGGGAGGGAUGUGGGCGACGGCAGCGCGGUGCUGGAGAUCAUGAGGAAGUUCCCGACGGACGUUCGCAUUCAGGCGCACGGGGUGCGAGCGUUGAAGGGCGUGGUGCGGAGUACGGCUACGGCUUCUGAGGCGGAGAAGCCGACGCGGGACGCGUUCCUGACCACUGGUUCUGCUUCUAAGGAGGAGGGGGAGGGACUUGUUCAUGGCACGCAGAAGGCGGAGACAAGCGCGCGACUCGUCAUCCAGAUGGUCAUUGACAAGAUGAAGCAGUUCCCAGAGUCACUGCCGCUGCAGCGCGAUGGAUUGUUGUGCCUCGCCGAGUACGCGAAUCAAGCUGACGAGCACAUUCCAGUCAUUACAUCUAGCGGUGGCAUCAUCUCGCUCAUUGAUGCGAUGGUCGCUCUUCCGGACGACGUGCCUGCCAACAUGGCGGGGUUGUCGGUACUUGCGCACCCCAAAAUUGCAGAUGAGGCGGUGGUACGAGUGAACCCGGAAAGCCGCCGUCUCGUACUCUCAGCCAUGGAGAGAUUUCCUUUGAAUGAACAAGUCCAGGGUUUGAGUUGCUUAGCGUUGGCGAACUUGAGUCUGCGUCAAGAUACAAGCAUGCUUGAAAUUGUAUCGAAAGGUGGCCUCGAGAUUGUUGUCGAAAGCAUGAAGAGGUUUAAUACGACAGCCCUGGUUCAAGCGGCAGGAUGCUGGUUCAUAGCGAUUGUCAGCGGCAAAAGUGGUGAGAGGACUCGAAAUACGUACUUCACUUUGAGUUAUAGAUGUACUAAUCAACCGUGUUAUAAAUCACUGAAGAGGAGAUGA